CACACAACAGAAAGUUUUGAGGCCAGGCGAGCAGUGGGAUACCGACGGAUAGGAAGUGACGGGAGUGCAUGAAUUGCAGAGGGAGGAAAAAAAAAAAAAAGAAGACGGGAAUAUCAACACAAAGCAGAAUGAGAAGCAACGUGCGAUCAUCGGACUGCUGGCAGUAGUGCGGUGGAAACUGAAUUGCGCAUGAUCUUAUCACCGGAGAGAGAGAGAGAAAGAGAGAGACUUUCAAUGGAGGUGAACUAAACUCCCAGAAGUGAAAAGCAGAGAUUUUAGUUAAGGGGAUUGGCGUCUGAUUUCCAUGACUGUGCUUGUAAUUCUGGAAAGUGCUGGCACACAGGGGACCGUAUGGAACUUGCGACCUGUAAACUAUAACCCCGGUUUGAAUAUGAAGGGAAAGACUUCACGGGAAAUCCACCAAAAUAGUUAGAGGAUAUGAACGCAGAUCUGGAUUUCACCUCGAUUUUUUCCUCUGUCGGGUUCAGUUUUGCGUCUUUGGGGAUGUUUGCGAGUUGCAUCUGUGCGGCUUCAGUUCGGAUACUGACCCGUCUCUGCGCCCUGGUGCUGGUAGUCGCUUUGGGACUCGGUUCAGAGCUGCGGGUCCGGGUCCGGCUCUCUGACGGACUGGUGACCGAGGAGGUUUUGGAGGCGGACAGUGAGAGAGACUCGAUAUCUCUCGAAUUCAAGCAGGGAGAUGGGACACUCAUCACUUUUGUGGCGGACUUUAAACAGGAUGUGAAGAUAUUUCGAGCGCUGAUCCUGGGCGAGCUGGAAAGAGGGCAGAACCAGUACCAGGCCCUGUGCUUCAUCUCUCGCCUCAACCGCAAUGAGAUCAUCCCCAGUGAGUCUAUGGCUCGUCUCAGACAGAAAAAUCCUCAGGCCAUUCGCUUGGCAGAGGAGCGGAGAGGAUUGGAGCAGCUGACGAUGAGCGCGGCCGUCAAUCUGAGUCGGGCCUUGCAGCUCAGCUCCCACAUUCACAACAUGUGCAGCGAGGCCCGAGAGGCCAUCUACACCAGGGAGGCAGAUGUCAAACACUGGCUGGACAAAGGAGUGGACGGCUCCAUAUUUGAGGUCCUGCCCCAAACAACAGAGGUGCCCAGCUUUCAGGCCUGUCACUCUACUAAAGACUUGUGGCAGCCCUGUCUCUGCACAUACAGCCUGCGUCUGGAGUGGUAUCCGUGUCUGUUGAAAUACUGCCGCAGCCGGGACACCACAGGCAAAGGGUCUACCUACAAGUGUGGCAUAAAGAGCUGCAGCAAGGGCUACCAUUUCACCUACUAUGUUCCCCAAAAACAGCUCUGUUUAUGGGAUGAGGAGACCUAGCAUUUUGUUCUGGAAGGUUAAGAAAAGAGAAAUGCAUUUUUUUUUUUCCCAGCCAAGCCAAUGCUUCUCCACCCAUGCUAUUCAAAGUAAUCACAAUAACACUGGACCUCAAUUUAUAUGAUGACGAGUGAAGCUGUCUCAGGUGGGGAGUGGUGAGAUCCAGAUGUUCAAGCUGAAACAGAAAUGAAUUCAGGUUCCAAAUGAGACCAAAACCUUUAAGGAAGGAGGGAUGCACAUCGUUCUAAGGAGACCCACAAACUUUAAACCUGUCCUGGGAAAAUUACAUAUCAUUGUCAGCUAUAAUGUGACUUUGCCAAGAAACUGUCACUUUUGUGCCUUUUUUGGAGAAAUGAUUGGAGCAGAUGACAGAGACCAACAACAAUAACCUCUCAAACAAGCUACAGUAUGCACAAAGCUGGACAGUGCAUUUCUGGUCAAUUAAACACCAGCAGAGGAACAACGGAGUCCCACUCUAAUCUUCCAUCCUGGUGAAGGAAAAUUUGGAUGGUUGGAUUUAUCUUUAUUCUAAAGGUCUGUGAAAAGCAGUUUAUUGCCAGCUCAGCUAAAUGCCUGUUUAUUUCAAAGUAAGCUGGCUGACAAGGAAAAUGCUUCACCAAUGCUGGCUUUAUUUAUUUUAGUUGCAAAGUGAAAUUAUGGAGGACUAUUUUUGUAUAAUUUUGUUAAAAAUAAUCUCAUCAGUUUUCUCUCCUUUUUCAAUUUAACAAGCUCUUAAAUUUACAUGUCUAUACAACAGGUCCUCAGUAAGUAACAAGAAGUAUUGAAACAAAUUUCCGAAGAUUUUAACCUCUUGGAUUUUGGAUGUUGUAUCUAGACUCAUCCAUAUGUCAUCCUACUUUGUUGCUACGUUUUCAUGGUUGUACACGCUGUGUGGAUAAACAGGUUUAUUAACGUAUUUAAUAGGACAGUUUUAGGUCUGCUUCGUCUCAUCAUGCCCACCACUCACAUUUUCAGUCUGUUUUUAAGUGUUAAAUAAACCAAAGUCAGAAGAAAUACCAUUAAAGAAGAAGUUUAAGUUUCUAGAAACAGGCUCUUCAUUAUGGUGAUUUUCCAUGUUAGGACUCACUAAAACUGCAGUGUAGCCUUUUAAUAAUCUAUACUGCCAUCUUCUGGUUAUACAGUGCCUCAGUUUCUUGUGUUUUCUAUGUUAUCCCAGUGCCAGAAUUCUGGUUUUUGAUCUUCUAUUUUGUCUGUUAAUGCCAACAGUUAAAUGUUUAUAAUUUAUGCAUCUCAAAUCUCUGAUCAUUUACAAGCAUAAUUUAAGGAGCACUUCUUGAACUUGUGGGACCAAAUUUCAUCUUGUCUGUCCGUUCCAUGAGGCAAUAGAUUACAGAAUGAUUUUGGUUUGUUUUUACGUCCAUCUUCUUUUCAGAUUUUACUGCCAUAUCAAAAGUUCAUUUUGUGUUUUGUGUGUUGGUAUGUCCUGCUAACUAAAGAACCAAAUGAGUGAAACAUUUCUAUUUGUGGCCUUUUCUGGUGAUCAAGUGCCUUAACAUUUCCACUGAUAUCUUUGCUAUGUAAUUGUAGAUUGAGUUGUUAAACAUAUUUUUUCUAUGAAAGAGUUUGGAAUAUUCUGUUAAAAAAAAAAAACAAAAGUUGCCAUAAGGAGAAAAUGAAGCAAUUAGGUAAUGUACCAUUUAAGAGUUGUUUUACAUGAAUUGUUUCAAUAAAGUCUUUCUUUGCACUGCA
Molecule: messenger RNA, 3033 nt
Organism: Toxotes jaculatrix (banded archerfish)
Lineage: Eukaryota; Metazoa; Chordata; Actinopteri; Toxotidae
Gene: oafa
Product: OAF homolog a (Drosophila)
Source: RefSeq, a predicted model, not a curated record